Messenger RNA from Aspergillus saccharolyticus JOP 1030-1, 573 nucleotides. RefSeq lists its product as uncharacterized. The transcript is spliced from 3 exons. The record is from RefSeq and is a predicted model, not a curated record. Bases 1 to 573 code for a protein of 190 amino acids. NCBI's taxonomy places the organism in Eukaryota, Fungi, Ascomycota, Eurotiomycetes, Eurotiales, Aspergillaceae.
AUGAAGAACUUCGCAUCUCUUGCAGCUUUCGCUGCUGGAGCUAAUGCCCUCGUCAGCCGUGCCGACUCGUGCUGCUUUCACCUGACCGCUUCCGGCGCCGUAUCUGGCACUGUGGGCCAGCUUGGUGAUGGCCAGAAUCGCAUCGGCGGCGGCUUAGCUGCAGCCUCGUUCUGUAUCGACUCGAACGGUGCCAUCACUGAUAGCAGUGGGCGUGGAUGUAUCGUGACUAACUCCGUAACCCAGUUCCAGUGUGACUUAGGCUCCACUGCCCAGACUGGAUUUUCAAUCUCAUCUGGUGGUCAGCUGCAAUACCAGGGUAGCUCUAAUUUUGUUGCAUGUCAGACCGGGGACAACAAUGAGUUGAACAUUUAUACCACCGAAAGCUCCUCGGUGCUGGUGCGUCUGGCGCAGCUACUGCGGUCUCCUCGGUUCAGGUGCCCCAGUCCGGCAGACCAGGCUCGGUCCUUCCAGGUCAAUCAUCUUCCUUCAUCCCGGGCGGCCCUAUCUCUAGUGCACCUGUGCCUGGCUCUGGAUGUGCUUCGGCUCAGACAGUCACUAUCACCACCACUGUAA